Messenger RNA from Sitodiplosis mosellana (orange wheat blossom midge), 4058 nucleotides. RefSeq lists its product as uncharacterized. NCBI's taxonomy places the organism in Eukaryota, Metazoa, Arthropoda, Insecta, Diptera, Cecidomyiidae. The record is from RefSeq and is a predicted model, not a curated record. Gene Ontology annotation, molecular function: DNA binding; protein binding. The coding region runs from base 730 to 3915 and encodes 1061 amino acids. The transcript is spliced from 8 exons.
UGUAUGUAUAUAUAAAUGUGAGUGCCGAAAAACCGAAGCGCGUUUCGCUCUCUUGUUGAAAAGAGUCGCUUGAUGUUUUUAUACUGAGAUACUCGCAUUUUAUCACACGAACGUAUAUUCCUUCCGCGCGGCAGCCAAUAUUAUUCCUACAAUCAAAACACUCACACCAGAAGAUCCGAUAUACAUAUAAAAAUAAAGGCAGAAAAAUAAAUGAGACAUUUUGUGAGCCACCAAGACCUUUGUGUGAUCGCGUAACCAAACCUGAACGGGCGAAAUCAAUGAUGGCAUUCAAUUGACGAGAGAGAGAACAAAAAAAACAGAAGAAACGAACAAACGAGAGAUUCGGAACAUAUUCGUACAGUGAAUUGUGUGUGAGAAUAGAUUGAGAAAACCGGGAUAACCUCGAAAGUAUUUGUGCAAACAAAUUGUUAAAAACGGAAUUGUUAUCUGUGUUCCAUCGUGGAAACUAUAUUAUGUGGAUUGGCUGAAUACACUGAUAUACAUUUUGUUUUACCGCAAUUAAAUUUGUAUGAGUUCUUCUGAACACUCUUCCAAUGUGAUUUGAUAUACAAUUUUGUUCCUGCAAGUCAAGUGAAUCAUAUCGAGUGGUCUGAUAUACAGGCUAGAUUCAAGUGUAGAAAAAGAGAAAAUUGUGCGUGUUUUUCCGCAUAAAUCCAUACAUUUUGCAUAAAUCAACUGAAAAAAGGCUAAAAUUCAAGAGGAAAAAAAAUGGAUUUCAAUGACCCUGAUUCAAGCAUAGAGUAUGGUGACGACGAACAACAAAAUGAAGUGGUGCCAUCAUCUGAAACGUCAAUCAGCGACAAUGAAUUAACAACCACAAUCACAGAACACAAACAAUCGCCUGUAGACUGUGCUCCAUCGUCGAAUGGUGCGAAUAGCAUUUGUGUUAAAAAUCAAUUGCACACGUCUGGCCGAAACGUCGAGACAAAUGCUGCUAUCGAACCGGAAUCGGAUGGCGGUGGUAGUGGAGCUGGUGUAAAAAGUGAAUCGGAAUCCGAAUCCGAGUCACGUUUAGUUAUACAAAGUGAAAAUGAAACAACGGACAACGAUACGGCGGCGUCUACACUCGCAACAACAACAAUAAAAGAAAAUGGUGGCACAGCUUCGCUAAAAAAGUCGGCAAAACGUAAAUCAACCGCAAAGAUAAAUAAUAAACAACAGCACAACAAAAACGACAUUAACGACGAUGUGAAUUUCGGCGAUGCCAGCGAAUUUAGUGAUGACGAUGAAAAAUUUAUGGGUUUCACCGUUGAAGAUAUUAGUAAAUGCACAAGUUGGGCACCGUCAGUAUUGCUAAAGCGAAUAAAAACCGAUUCUCCAAACUCAACAGCAACCAAUUUAAUCGAAGACAAAGUUGAACAAAAAACACCGAAAGUGAAAAUGAAUGACAUAAAACCAACCGUUGAACCAACGCCGGUGCCAGUGCCGGUGCCGCCGCCACCACAGUCAACCACACCACCAAAGCCACCGACAGUGACAACGGCCACCGACUCACCGGCUCACAUCAUCAAAACCGAUCCACGAUAUCGCAAUCCCUUCAAAUUUGGAUGGCGACGUGAAGUCGUGUUCCGUGCCAAUUUAUCGAGCACAACAAAAAGUGACAACAGAGGUGAAGUGUAUUAUCAUUCGCCGAGUGGCAGAAAAUUGCGAACCAAAAAUGAAAUAUCGACCGAAUUGCGUGCACUCAAGGAUCAAAGUUUAGAUAUUGGCGAUUUUUCGUUUGCUAAAGAAAGCAUUGGAAUGCCAGUCGAACAAGAAAUUGUACGCAGUGCCAAGGUUCAAACACCGUCACAGAAACGACCGCAAGCCUCACUACCCGAAGCAAUACCAACACCAGAAGUACUUGGCAAGCGUAUUCCAAAGCCGAAAAUGCCAAAAGGUGCUAGCCCACCACCACCAUCUUCAAUAGGCAAUAAAUCACGGACCCCAGCCACAAGCAAUAAACGACAGCCCGAGCGUGAAAUAAUCGAAGUGAUUCAACCGAAAGCAGCUAAAAUAAAUUCAAAAUCAAAUAGGGAACCGUGCACAAUAAAUUGCGUCUUGGCCAUGGGAAUCAUACCGCAGCUGCAGUGCAAGAAGUGUCAGUUUAUGUAUCAUCAUGAAUGCGUUGGCAAGGAUGGAUCACGUCAUAUCACCACCUUUGUUUGUGAACAUUGCAAACGUGAGAAGAGCGAAGCCGCUCAGAGUGCACAAGCAGCAGCGGCGGCAGCAGCAGCAGCUAAUAAGGAUCAACAAAUCGAGAAUAAGAUGGUAAAUGCAAAUUCAACGGAACAAUUAACGACACCGAUCCGACCGAUGAAGAAAGCUCCAUUGCCAAAUUCAUUGACUAAAUCAGCAACAUCCACACCGACAAAUGCAAAAUCAGCAAAAGAUGACACAGCUGCACCAACCGAACACGAUUUAUCGGCACCACAAUCGAUUGCCAUCGUUGCUGGCCGAAAGUAUAUUAUGGUUCCGAAAACAGCUAAGAUCGCCACUACACCCGAUUCAGUCAACGGAAAUCAAACCACUAAGAGUUCAUCGAGGCCGCACACUCCAGUUGCUGGUUCAAAGUCAACUUCGUCACGUAGCAGUUCAACUGCUAACCGAACAUCGCCGUCACUUCCGGCGGCAAACAACGUUUAUGCUUCAGCACCAGCAUCAGUUCAUUCGGUUUUUGCUUCCGAAUUUUUCAACAACGUAUCAAGGGGCUAUGAUAUACUGUUCAAUAUUUUCCAAUACUUGAAAGUUCAGGAACUUCUUCGCGCAUCAAGUGUGUGCCGUAUGUGGAAUCAUGUUGCAAACAACAGUAUCUUAUGGCAAACGGUACGAAUGAAGAACUCACAAGCAAACGAUUGGACUGGUUUGAUGGCAGCACUCCGACGACAUGGAACGCGUCACUUGGACUUGCGGAAAAUUUUGAUUUCAUCAUCUUUGGACUGGAAUGAUUUCAUAACGCACAUAAGCCGAGUGCCGGAUCUUGAAACAUUGCACUUGUGUCGAUGCCCAUCUGAAGUUGUAACCGCUUUGCUUGAGACAAAUACAAAUCUACAAGCCUUGAACGCUCUAUCCAUAACCGGAAAUUCAUUUUCUUUUCCGACAUCGUGUAAUAUGCCUGCUUUGAGAGAGCUACGCUUAUCGUCAGGUACAAAAUCAUCAGGUUCAUCGAUGAGUAUUGAGAAUUUGCGAGCAUUGCUUCAGUUAGACAGUUUGCGUCACCUUUCGCUAACAUCAUUCGAGUCACUGGACGCUAAUCAAUUGGAGCCAUUGGCAUCGUUGACCGCACUUGAGUCCCUUGAGCUAGGCAAAUGUAAUAAUUUGGCCGGUGGUUUUGCAAAGAAUAUUCUAAUAAAACUACGGAAUUUGGAGCGUUUACGUCUGGAGGAUGGCAAAGGAUGUGCCACAUUUGAUAUUCUUGAAGCGAUUGAAAAGCUUCCCAAACUGGUUCAAUUGGAACUAGUUAACUUUGACAUAAAACCCGGCUUCGACACACGCAUCGCUCAAUGCAGGCGCUUGAAACGCCUAUUAAUUAUUCCGACAUACAUUUCACAGUCGGCAACCACAAACAAUCUUGUACUGUCGAGCAUUGCUCAUCUUGGUGAUACGCUACAGUCAGUCACAUGGGUCGUAACACAGGAAUUGAUUCGUGUCACUGAUUUAUACACGGACGAGUGUCACGAAGGACAGCCGCGUAAACCGAACGAAGACAAAAUACCAAUCAUCAAGCCGGUGCCAAUGAUGCGGGAAUCACCAAAGAUCAACACAUCCGGCGAAGCAAGUACACAGCUCGUUGAAAUUCUGCCGCUGAGCCAAGUGGACAAAAUCAUUCGCACCAACAUUCCGAAACUCAAUCUGAAGAUUCAAAAGGUACCGUUUACGGCCACAUGGCGACAAACAAUAAGCGAAACUUCAUAGAUUGCGAGGUUACGGUGUACAAUCAGGCGCCCUACUACACGAUACGCCAAGAUGAAUUCGGCGAUCGCGAUUCUGCUCAUUGGAAAAUGUACAUAAAUAAUUCAUAUGUAAUCACACGAAGUAAAAUCGGACAUAUUUUUGAG